Messenger RNA from Setaria italica (foxtail millet), 3566 nucleotides. Its product is annotated as protein trichome birefringence. The transcript has 5 exons. Gene Ontology annotation, cellular component: Golgi apparatus. The record is from RefSeq and is a predicted model, not a curated record. Gene Ontology annotation, molecular function: O-acetyltransferase activity. Bases 171 to 2894 code for a protein of 907 amino acids. NCBI's taxonomy places the organism in Eukaryota, Viridiplantae, Streptophyta, Magnoliopsida, Poales, Poaceae.
AGCUUUCUCAAACCACUCGCCAUCUCCUCCGUCCCCCACCGCGCUACCAGCGGAGCACCGCCACGGCCACCCUCGCUUGCUUGCUAGUCGCCUCCGCUUCCCCCUUCCACUUGCCCCGCUCCGCGUCUCCCGGAGCGCGGCACGCCGUAGCGCCGCCGCGGCCGGGCGGCAUGAAGAGCCUCUGGAAGCAGAGCGGCGGCCUGGUGUGCGGGGACGCCGGGCCCCUCAGCCCGCUCGGCGGCCGCUCGCGGCGCCGCGCGAGGCUCACCCUGUACGGGUUCGCGGUCUCCUUCGCCGCGUUCACCGCCUACGUCGCCUUCGCCACGCCCUCCUCCGCGGGCGCCGGCGCCGGCGCGGAGGGGGGCGCCUCGUGGUUCGGCAGCGUGUACGCGUCCACGGCGCCGUACCGCUCGCAGAUUUCCGGCUUCUUCUCGUCCAUCCUGCCCGCUAGCGCGCCCGCCCCCUCGCCGCAGCCUCCGCGCGCCACGGCGGGCGGAUCGGGCGGCGGCGUUGGCGAGGUGAGCCGCGAUGUGAGCGGUGGGGGAGUGGGGAGCGCGGCGGGAAGCAACAGCUCUGCCGCGGCUGAGUCUAGUAAGCAGCUGGGAAGUGGAGGUGGUGCUCCGAUCGGCAAUGUCGGUGGUGGGAGUGUGCCUCCGGCCAGUGAUUUGGCCGGAAAUGGCAUUAGCGGCGAAGGCGGAGGCGGGGCUCCGACGAAUAAUUCUGCAUCGAGUGGCGGUGCGGUGGAUCAGAAUAAAGGGAACGGCGGAGGUCUUUCGAGUAGCAAGGCAGGAGGCAGCAGUGGAUCUCCAGCCAGCAGUGCCGCCGGAGACAGAACCGUGGCGAAGGCCAGCGAGCAGAGCGUAGAUACGUCUAAUAAGCAGCCGGGAAGUGGAAGCGGAGACCCGAGCAAUGCUACUGCCGGACAAGGCAGCACUGUGAAAGCCGAGGCCAAAGUUGGAGGAGGUGUCCCCAGCAAUAAUUCUGCCGGGAGUAGCAGCUCCGGGAAGGUUGAUUUGAGCACUGGAUCUUCUAAUACUCAGGCUGGAAGCGGAAUUGGCAUUCCAACCAGUGGUUCUGCUUCUGGAAAUAUCAGCUCGGUGAAGGCCGAGGCAGAAGGUGCUGUUGGAGCCGGGAGCAGUGGUUCUUCUGGAAGUGGCACAGAAAAGAAGGCUGAUUUGAGUAAAGGUUCAGAUGCUCAGCCAGGGAGCAGAAAUCGAGAUGCAAGCCAUAAAUUAGCUGGAAAUUCUAGUCCGGUGAAGGCUGGUUCGAAUAAUAGUUCAGAUGCUCAGCAAGGGAGUGGAAAUGGAGAUGCAAGCCAUAAAUCAACCGGAAGUUCCAGUCUGGCAAAGAGCACAGAUACGAAAGCUAGUUCAAAUAAUAGUUCAGAUGCUCAGCCAGGGAGUGGAAGUGGAAGUGGCGAUGCAAGCCAUGAAUCAGCUGGAAGUUCUAGUUCAGUGAAGAGCAAUGCCGGAGAUGGCGGAGGUGAGCACAAUAGUAGCAGUGUGAGUGCUGUUCCAACUAGUAACCAAACUGGUAGUCUUGCAUUGGCAGGGGAGAAAGAAGUUGGAUCUCCCAGUAAGAACAACAUGGUUGUAGCAUCCCCGGCUGUAAAGAAUCAGGAACAGACAAGCAGUGGAGUUGCUUCCGGUGGAAGCAGUGGUGCAGUGAAUAAGCAGAAGGGAGAUGCUACUCAGGGAAGCGCUGGCUCAUCAAAAGACCAUUCGGCCCAAGCAGUCACCUCAAAAUCUGGAAACGACAGUAAGGGUAACGUGUCGACAACAAAACAGGAUGGUGGUUCUAGUGGAAACAAGGAAGUUGAUUGGUUCAAGCAGGUGGCCAGUUGUGAUAUGUUCCAUGGGCAUUGGGUUAGGGAUGACUCAUACCCUCUCUACCCGGAGGGAUCGUGCCCUCACAUUGAUGAACCCUUUGACUGCUAUCUCAAUGGUCGGCGAGAUCUAGCUUAUCAGAAGCUCCGUUGGCAACCCAGUGGAUGCAGUAUCCCAAGAUUGAACCCGACCGACAUGUUGGAGAGGCUGAGAGGAAAAAGGCUUGUUUUCAUCGGUGAUUCACUCAACAGGAACAUGUGGGAAUCCCUUGUGUGUAUUUUGAGGAAUUCUGUCAAAGACAAGAGGAAGGUUUUUGAGGCAUCUGGCAGGCGUGAAUUUAAGACCGAAGGCUCAUACUCCUUCCUGUUCACGGAUUAUAACUGCAGCGUGGAGUUCUUCCGCUCCCCAUUCCUAGUCCGGGAAUGGGAGAUGAAAGUCAGCGAUGGAAAGAAAAAGGAAACUCUCAGGCUUGACCUGGUUGAGCAAUCGUCACCGAAGUACAAGGAUGCAGACUUUCUCAUCUUCAAUACUGGCCAUUGGUGGACACAUGAGAAAACUGCUCUAGGGAAGGACUACUAUCAGGAAGGUAAUCAUGUGUAUAGCGAGCUUAAUGUUGUGGAUGCCUUUCAUAAAGCUCUUCUCACCUGGUCCAAGUGGAUUGAUGCCAAUGUUAACCCCAAAAAAACCACUGUGUUAUUCAGAGGCUACUCAGCAUCUCAUUUUAGUGGCGGUCAAUGGAAUUCAGGUGGGAGCUGCGACAAGGAGAGUGAACCAAUAACAAACGAGCAGUACCUUUCAACCUACCCACCAAAGAUGAGCAUUUUAGAGGAUGUGAUCCACAAGAUGAAAACUCCAGUUGUCUACCUGAACAUAACUAGAAUGACUGACUACAGAAAGGAUGCACACCCUUCCAUUUACCGCAAGCAGAACCUGACAGACGAGGAGAGGAGGUCGCCUGAGAGAUAUCAGGACUGCAGCCACUGGUGCCUUCCUGGAGUACCAGAUUCCUGGAAUGAGCUGCUUUAUGCUCAACUUUUGAUCAAACAGCAUCAAAUGCACCAACAAUAAAGGCAAGUAGGGUUUUUGCUGGGUGGUUGUAUAUGAUCUGUUGUUGUCUAGGAUAAAUAGUCAACACAAUGAUCAAAUUAAGGUCGACAUGAGACCUUGGAUUUUUCUAAAUCCAUAUAGAGAGUAAACCUGUCCAGUUAGUGUUAGCUCUCAAUACCCACACAAGUUCUUCCGUAGAGGCAUCUGGGACUUAUGUUGUAAAGUUCAUAUCUAGCUAUAAUCAGAAAUAAGAAAAUAGUAUAGAUGUGAUGAUAUAGAUGCUCCUGUGUCAUCUGCGACUCCCUGCCUUUUUUUUUUGUGCCUAGGGUUGCUUUAUGAUAUAGAAUUUAAGUGGAAAAGAGAACCACAUCAACCAUACUGACAUUUCACUUAUUGCUCCAUAGGUGGGGCGUUUUGGUUGGGUGAACUGGGUAGUUUCUCGGAAUUCAUUUGUAUGGAUGAAUGUGGGAUUGGGAAGAUGUAGUACCUAACUACUUUGUAAAAGACCUAACUGUUUAUACUAUAGAAAAAUGGUAGAUAUUAAUGCCUUGUGUACUGAUGAUGACAUAUUGUGCUGGGAUUUUUUUGUCCUAGCGAACAAUGUACUAGGAAGUACCAACAUAAGCACAUUUAUGUAUGUCCUGCAUAACAUUCAUGAUGUAUUUGAAAGCUUGAAGGACAUCUGCCAGAGAA